CGACAGUCUGCGACCAUCCCUUGAUGGCAGCGCUAUUCAUUCGUUCAUUAUUCUUUACAUGCAUAUUUUAUCAUAUAAAUAGCAUAAAUAUUUACUUAAUCAAAGUUCUUCUUGUUUAAUAUACGUGAUUUACGGGAUGCCGCUCCUCCGAGUGAUCCUUGUGAUUGUAGCGUCGUUAAAGAUAUCUGCGUCGCAAGACACGAACGAACUAGAUUUAUUAAAUACCGGCAACUGUUCGACUACCGAUAAUAAUGUCGAUUCGCCACGUAACGUGACAAUCGGCGAGGCUGAUGAGUUCGACGAAACUUUCGAAGAAUCGGAAACUUUGGCCGACGAGACCAGAGAUAAUACGAACAUCUCACACUUGAAAACCCUGAGCCUACCCAAGGAUUGGGACCAAUCACCCGUUCUCAAAUUUCCAAAAUCCCCUAUAGAUGAUCGCUACAAAAUGGCCGCCCUUCACCUCGACAAGGGAUACUUUAUAUUCGAUUUCGUCAGAAGUUUUUUAUCCGCCGUUCAACCCAACGACGUGCCGAUCGAUUUGUUGAGGGACGUAUUCAACAACAGAAUUACCGUGGCCAAGCUAGUUUCGGAGUCGAUCUACGUGGAAGCGGGUUUCUUGGUGCUAGUCGGAGUUUGCUGUCUUUUGGCCUGCGUUACGCCAGGGAUAGAGAUAUGGCUAACGUGCCGUCCCAUGCAUUCGGAUCCCGAGCCAUCCCAGCAUCCAGGAUUUUUGGCCUUCCUGCUGAGCGUCUCCGUUUUCGUCUUGGGAUCCGGAAUGCUCACCAUGAUGGCCUGCAACGAAGCCGUCGGUGCAGCGGUGGAAAAAAUUCCCAUCACGAUGCAGACCGCUCUUGAAGACCUUGGAAAUUAUCACAGCGGCACCACGACGCAGUUGAGACUCACCCUUACGCGGAGCCUAGACGUAGCGAGCGAAGCCCUCCUCGCCGACUUGGACAACGUUGAAGAUCUACUUGGUAAACCCGUGCAAGAAGAACUCUCGGCGGAGACUGGCUUGGAUGUCGCUUUAGACGCCCUCCUAGACGUAGCGAAUGUGACGACGGAGCUUUCCUCCCGGACGGAAACGCUUUUUAAAUCUGCGGAAAAAGCGCGUGUGGCGGGCGAAGAAUUGGGAAGAGAGACCAGCGAACUUAGACGGCAGAUGGAAACAGCCGCAAGGGGAUGUCCUCAGUCUGACCGACCCCUUUGCGCCACCCUAGACCCGUCAGGGUUACACCUGGCGCUCCGCCUCGACCGGCUCCUCAGAGACGACCGACUUCUUCGACUCCGGGGGACCGGAAGAGAUAAUCUGACCGAGUCGGGUCGUCAAGCGAGGGGCGAGUACCUCUACGUUCCUCACCACGUAGCCAGGACCACCCUCGAUGCCAGGAACGCAAUUCGACGUGAGAUUAGCAACGCCAGGAGCAGGAUAACCGAAGAAGCGAGGGGCCUGGAGACCACGACAACCGAGCUGUCCAGGCACCUGGAGACUGCGAGGAAGAUUACCAACGAUAUCGUUCCACACCUCGCCAACUUUGAGCAGACCCGGUGGCUGGUUGGCAUAGGUACCGUUCUGGCGGUUUUGGUGGUCUGGACGUUACUUCUGUCAGCUCUCUGUUGCCGUUGUGGAUCCGCGGAGGAAAAAAUUCGACCGAUUUUAAUAAGCGCGGUGAUUCUCAGCUGCGUCAUCUCCGUCGCUUUGUGGGCCGUCGUGUUGGCAGAUCUGACCUUGACGACGCACACCGAGAUGCUCCUCUGCCGCCCCCUGCAUGAUCCGGAGUAUCGGACGGUCGAGGCGCUCCUGGAAACUCGGGGUUUCUUAGAAAAACCCUUAGGUGUCCCUCUAAAGGAGUUACUCCGCAAAUGUGAGGAGAACCAAGCGGCAUAUCCGGUCUUCCAUCUGGGUGGCUCUACUACCCUCGAACACCUCACGGCGCACUGGACUUGGCCAGGACUAGCAAGGGCGAUACCGAAACUCAAGGUCGAUCUCAAAGGACUCAAAAUCCUCACGCCAAAUUUGCAGCUCAGACUACAGAAUCUUCUCUACGCCUCCGGAUCGAACCUCACAGAGCACAGAAUCAGGAUCCAAGGGCCAGUCCUGAACAAGGACCUUGGCGCGCUUUCGGAGCAACUGGACAACGUGGCGAGACAACUGCGGGACCGUAAAACAGCCCGUGACCUUGACGCGAUCGCGUCAACGACGCGUAAUUUAUUGGAACGCAAGGUGAAACCGUUGGUGAAGAUGUACGACGAUCUGGUUUACCAGUUAACCACAUUGGAGAUGCAGCUGCAGCCUCUUCAGCGACAAGUAAACCAGUCGAUGUCCCAUCUCAAGACCAUUCAGUAUUAUAUCGAUAAUCAGGGUGAAAAAAUAGCCCAACAAAAAACGAAAGCUUACGUCGACAGGAUCGGCAGCUACCUUGAUCAAUGGCGAGUCCACAUCCUCGCUGAAAUGGGAACGGGCGUUGCUCGUUGUCGACCGCUGUGGGACGUUCUCAACGGUGUUCGACUGCUCCUCUGUCAGCACGUUAUGGGACCCUUGAACGGCUUUUGGCUGGCUACGGUCCUCUGCGCAUUGGUGUUAAUGGCCAGCACUCCAACGGCGCACUUAUUGGCCGCUGUUUACAAAAAAGAAGAUUUGAAAAAAGAGACUAUUCUUUUGCCCUCCAGAAUGGAGAGCCCGGACACAAUCGUCAUGGAUCGAGAAACUUGGCGCACUCCAGAAACGCCACCGUCUGAUGGCUGGUGAUCGAAACAAAUUGCCGAGAAAAGGAACUCCUCGCAGUACACGUACAGAGUUACUGCUGCAGUGGGUUAGUAAUAAAUAUUAUUUAGUAACGUGAAAGAGAGAUAAUCAAAAACAAACAAUUUUCUGUAUUAUUACGAGUGUCGUUGAAAUUUUUGGUUACACUGCCAUAUUUUUCUUUUUCUUUUUUUUUUUUUUUUGUUGUGCGGAAAAAUAAAAAAAUAAAA
This is a messenger RNA of Athalia rosae (coleseed sawfly), 2973 nucleotides long. It is a transcript of the gene prom, whose product is annotated as prominin-1-A. Gene Ontology annotation, cellular component: membrane. The record is from RefSeq and is a predicted model, not a curated record. The transcript has 16 exons. Lineage: Eukaryota; Metazoa; Arthropoda; Insecta; Hymenoptera; Athaliidae. The coding region runs from base 137 to 2749 and encodes 870 amino acids.